AUGAAGCUGCUUGUGUUUCUUCUGUUGCCUUGUCUCUCUCUGAGUGAGAUUUCGUCAGGGUUUGCUAAAUGCUAUCAGUUCUUUUUGAAUAAUGACCCUCCUAAAUUCACACCAUCAUGGGGCACCACAGUCAAGGAGAUCUGCCAGUGUGUUUGGGACGAGAAUGAUGAGCAAAAGUUUGUUUACGCAACUUUGUACAACACAGACUGGAAGAUCCCCAUCUACUCGGCGUAUGUGUUUGAUAGGAGCGAAGGUGUCGGGCGGUGUGAUGUUUGGUACAUCGAACCUCAGCUGGAUGAUCCUAAUGCUGAGCCAUGUAUGGCACCUAGCGGUCGCAAAAGCAGGAAUAAUCAGGCUAUGAAUCGUGACUAUAAAGGACAGGACCCGAAUAAGCCUAAGUAUGACAAAGGUCACCUGUACCCAGUUCAGCACACGUAUGAUCAUAUCUCCAUGCUGGCCACCUCCACCCUGACCAACGCCGCUCCACAGGACUCAGAGUUCAAUCGGGGUGCAUGGAAGUAUCAUGAGGCGGCCGUUAUUGAAGAUCUGGAGUCCUGUGGUAGUAAGGCUUAUGUAGUUGCUGGUGUGGUUCCUGAUACCAAUAAAAGACUGAAUAAAAGAGUUACUGUGUCUUGGUAUUACUGGAGAGCCACCUGUUGUCUUAAGAACGGUGAGAUCACAGGGCAGGGUUACUUUGGACCUGAUAACAAUAACAAUUGGCAGAAAUUAACAAUCACAGCCCUACAGAAACAGCUGAAACGACAUUACAGUGCGGAAAUUGAAAUUUUCCCAAACUUACCCACAGGGUACAAAAUAUCCCCUACUGGUGGUUGUAAGUAG
Molecule: messenger RNA, 840 nt
Organism: Pimephales promelas (fathead minnow)
Lineage: Eukaryota; Metazoa; Chordata; Actinopteri; Cypriniformes; Leuciscidae
Source: RefSeq, a predicted model, not a curated record